Fusarium coffeatum is the source of this 2097-nucleotide messenger RNA. RefSeq lists its product as uncharacterized. The record is from RefSeq and is a predicted model, not a curated record. Lineage: Eukaryota; Fungi; Ascomycota; Sordariomycetes; Hypocreales; Nectriaceae. Bases 1 to 2097 code for a protein of 698 amino acids. The transcript has a single exon.
AUGUCUUUCAAUCCCCCCCCUCAUGAUGGCCUCCCAUCUUCGACAAAUAACGUACCCCCUGGAGCCUCGAAUCCGCAGUCGACCGCUAGUAACUCUUUUGGACCAUCUGCUAGUCUCCAGUCUGCUCAUUCUAGCGUGCUUCUCAACACUCCGGAGCGAGAGUUCGAUAUCCUGACAGACGGUAUGCGCCGACGUUUGGAAGAAGCCAUCGAACGACAAGCUCGCACAGAUGAAGAUCUCGAGAACAUGGGCAUUGACCCCCAAGAGUACGAUGAAGACGAGAUCAUGAACGGUGUUCCCGAUGUCACAGUCGAGGAGUAUGAAGACCUUUCAGGUCCGAAUAAGAGGCUCAAAUUCUCUCGUGCUUUUAUUCAUGGUUUCUUCGACGGUGUUGAUCCCUACGAAGCCGAUAAAAAGCCAGACGAGAUAAAUGAGCUUACUCUUAGCCUCAAGCAUGCUAGUCUAGAUCUCAUUACUGCUAUUUGCUCCAACCUGGAGUUGGCCAUUGAGAUUGGCAAACACCUCCGACCCCAAGACAUCGUCAAUCUCUACAUCGCUAGUCGUUCAUUCCGCAAGGCGAUCAAUGGACAUAUGCUAUCAUGUAUCCGAAUGUGGAUUGACACUAAAGCACCAGAGGCUGGAAAAGUCUUCCACUGGAAGCUUUAUGGCAGAAUGUUGAUCAGAGACCCAGUCGAGCGCAAGUCUGAGGUAGAUGACGCACGAUUUCUCGAGAACCGUUGGAGAACCGCAAGAACAAACCCCAAGAACAUCCGUCUUAUUCCUGGUUUCAAGUAUCUCAAGAUGGUCAUGUCUCGUGAUCGAUGUUGUCGAGAGAUCCUCGCCAUGAUGGCCCGCAUGGGCUUUCUCAUGCCAAAGUCUAUGUAUAGCACCUUGUUGCGACUUUGGGUGCUCAUGGAGAUUUCCACUACUCGUCAGAGGCAACUUUUUCUCAGAAAUGAGAAGUACUGGACAGAUCAGCACAUCUACAACGUGCAAUUCUUUCUCGUCAAACUCACCAUGGCGUUCACACAUCCCUUCUUUCAUCCUGUUACCACCGACAUGGUCGAGCUCAUGAUGGGACAGAGGGGCUUACAUCCACUAUGGCAGUUGCUUAUGCGGCAGAGGUACACCAACCUCCCGGAGCUCAUGGAGCUCAAGACACGCUAUGACAUGCGCUUCCCUCGAGACGUUUGGGCCGAUAUCCAACUGCACAAUCAUCCAACGGCAUACAAUGUCCCUCUCAACAUGGUCGGCCUCGGUCAUAUGGAAGGUUGGGGCAAAGGACUCCGUCAUCUUGCACGCCCGGAUGAGCUUCUUCCUAUCGAAUCAGUCUACCGUGGACUCUAUCUCGACGAACACAUUUCUCAGAUGGCGAUCUGGGGCUACAUCGAUUUUGAGACAGGAGAAAACCUUGUUCCUACAGAGGACGAAAUGUACAUCUCAGACGAAGAAGAGAAGUUGGGCAGUGUUGAUACCUCUUAUCUUUGGCAACGGAAGCACGCUUUGAAGAAGCGUUGGGACAAGCUCACGCCUGAGAUGCAAGAGGAGAUUAAAGAAGACGACAAUGAUGAGCGGUUGCGAGCCAUGGCAUGGUCCUCGUUCGACCAGUACAACCAACGAGGAGAAUGGGAGAGCGAGUCAGAAUCCCAAUCUGGCCCUGAAGACGAGUACGACAUGAACGCCGAGAUUGAGCGUGGCUAUCGUUUGCCCUCUCUAUUUGGGAAGCACCCCAAGAAGAAGGACAAAGUCAGUGAAACCGAAAUGGAGAACCCUCUAUUCACUUUUGGGGAGGAUCCUACGACCUGGAAUAUUGCUUUCAGUGAACUUCACAUCAACUCAAACCCCCAAGUGACCUAUGAGCAGUUCCAGGAGGCCAGGGGGUGGCAGAGGUAUAUGGAUGCUGGAAAUACUGGUGAUCAUCCAGCUGGUCCUCCCACUAACACCCAGACCAUGUUUGCACAGAAUCAGCUUGCUAUUCUCGUCGAUCAGGAAGUUGGUGACGAAGCAGACGACGAGGAUGAGAGUGAUUACGACGAGGAAGAAGAGUACUUUGAAGGCGGAGAAGAUGAGGAUAAUUUCGACAGCAUUGGCCAAUGA